CCCCACGGCGCCCUAUAAAUGUGGUGGGGCUGCGCAUCCGCCCCACGUCCCGCCGUGGGGCAGAGAGAGAGAGAGGUUCCCUUCAUCUCCCAGCUCAGACCCACAGAUCGCAGGAUGGCCUCAGGGGCACUGGCAGGGCUGGGGGCGGCCGCCCCCUUCCUGCGGCAGGCGGAGGCGCAGCCCCGGCCCUUCGACCCCCGCGCCGAGUGCUUCGUGCCCCACCCCCGGCUGGAGUUCGUGCGGGGGCGGCUGCUGGGCCGGCAGGACGGGGUGGCCACCGUGGCUACCGAGCUGGGCGAGACGGUGACGGUGAAGGAGAGCGACGUCCACCAGCAGAACCCCCCCAAGUUCGACAAGAUUGAGGACAUGGCCAUGCUGACCUUCCUCCACGAGCCCGCCGUCCUCUUCAACCUGAAGGAGCGCUAUGCCGCCUGGAUGAUCUACACCUACUCGGGGCUCUUCUGCGUCACCGUCAACCCCUACAAGUGGUUGCCUGUCUACGACGCCGAGGUGGUGGCCGCCUACCGGGGCAAGAAGAGGAGCGAAGCUCCACCCCACAUCUUCUCCAUCUCCGACAACGCCUACCAGAACAUGCUGACGGACCGCGAGAACCAGUCCAUCCUCAUCACCGGAGAAUCCGGGGCGGGGAAGACGGUCAACACCAAGAGGGUCAUCCAGUACUUUGCCAGCAUCGCCGCCAUCGGCGACCGCAAGAAGGAGGCAGCCAAUAGCAGCAAGGGUACCCUGGAGGACCAAAUCAUCCAGGCCAACCCUGCCCUGGAGGCCUUUGGCAACGCCAAGACCGUCCGCAACGACAACUCCUCCCGCUUUGGGAAGUUCAUCCGGAUCCACUUUGGGGCCACCGGGAAGUUGGCGUCGGCCGACAUCGAGACCUACCUCCUGGAGAAGUCCCGCGUCAUUUUCCAGCUGAAGGCUGAGCGCAACUACCACAUCUUCUACCAGAUUCUUUCCAACAAGAAGCCGGAGCUUCUGGAGAUGCUCCUCAUCACUAGCAACCCCUACGACUACAGCUACGUUUCCCAAGGAGAAGUGACGGUGGCUUCCAUUGAUGACGCCGAGGAGUUGCUGGCCACCGACAGCGCUUUUGACGUCCUGGGCUUCACUGCCGAGGAGAAGGCCGGCGUCUACAAGCUGACGGGCGCCAUCAUGCACUUUGGCAACAUGAAGUUCAAGCAGAAGCAACGGGAGGAGCAGGCGGAGCCGGACGGCACCGAAGAUGCCGACAAGUCGGCCUACCUGAUGGGGCUGAACUCGGCCGAUCUUCUCAAGGGGUUGUGCCACCCCCGGGUGAAGGUGGGCAACGAGUAUGUCACCAAGGGGCAGAAUGUCCAGCAGGUGUACUACUCCAUCGGGGCCUUGGCCAAGUCCGUCUACGAGAAGAUGUUCAACUGGAUGGUGGUGAGGAUCAACAACUCGCUGGAGACUAAGCAGCCCCGGCAGUACUUCAUCGGCGUCCUGGAUAUUGCCGGCUUUGAGAUCUUCGACUUCAACAGCUUUGAGCAGCUCUGCAUCAACUUCACUAACGAGAAGCUGCAGCAGUUCUUCAACCACCACAUGUUCGUGCUGGAGCAGGAGGAGUACAAGAAGGAGGGCAUCGAGUGGGAGUUCAUCGACUUUGGCAUGGACCUCCAGGCCUGCAUUGACCUCAUCGAGAAGGUACCACCCAUGGGGAUCAUGUCCAUCCUGGAGGAGGAGUGUAUGUUCCCCAAGGCCUCGGACAUGACCUUCAAGGCCAAACUCUACGACAACCACCUGGGCAAGUCGGCCAACUUCGGGAAACCCCGGAACAUCAAGGGGAAGGCGGAAGCCCACUUCUCCCUGGUGCACUACGCCGGCACGGUGGACUACAACAUCCUUGGCUGGUUGGAGAAGAACAAGGACCCCCUCAAUGAGACGGUGGUGGGGCUGUACCAGAAAUCCGCCCUCAAGCUCUUGGCCAACCUCUUCUCCAACUACGCCGGGGCUGACGCUGGGGGUGAUGGUGGGAAGGGCAAAGGCGCCAAGAAGAAAGGUUCCUCCUUCCAGACCGUCUCUGCCCUGCACCGGGAGAACCUCAACAAGCUGAUGGCUAACCUCAAGACCACCCACCCCCACUUUGUCCGCUGCCUCAUCCCCAACGAGCGGAAGGAGCCGGGCGUGAUGGACAACCCCCUGGUGAUGCACCAGCUCCGCUGCAACGGGGUGCUGGAGGGCAUCCGCAUCUGCCGCAAGGGCUUCCCCAACCGCAUUCUCUAUGGGGACUUCCGCCAGCGGUACCGCAUCCUGAACCCUGCCGCCAUCCCCGAGGGGCAGUUCAUCGACAGCCGCAAGGGUGCCGAGAAGCUGCUGGGCUCCAUCGACGUCGACCACAACCAGUACAAGUUCGGGCACACCAAGGUCUUCUUCAAGGCGGGGCUGCUGGGGCUGCUGGAGGAGAUGCGGGACGAGCGACUCUCCCGCAUCAUCACCCGCAUCCAGGCCCAGGCCCGGGGGCAGCUCAUGCGCAUCGAGUUCAAGAAGAUCCUGGAGCGUCGAGACGCGCUCUUGGUGAUCCAGUGGAACAUCCGGGCCUUCAUGGGCGUGAAGAACUGGCCGUGGAUGAAGCUCUACUUCAAGAUCAAGCCCUUGUUGAAGAGCGCCGAGACGGAGAAGGAGAUGCAGAACAUGAAGGAGGAGUACGGGCGGCUGAAGGAGGCGCUGGAGAAGUCGGAGGCCCGGCGGAAGGAGCUGGAGGAGAAGAUGGUCUCCCUGCUGCAGGAGAAGAACGACCUUCAGCUUCAAGUGCAGGCUGAGCAGGACAACCUGACGGACGCCGAGGAGCGCUGCGACCAGCUGAUCAAGAACAAGAUCCAGUUGGAGGCCAAGGUGAAGGAGCUGACGGAGCGGCUGGAGGACGAGGAGGAGAUGAACGCUGAGCUGACGGCCAAGAAGAGGAAGCUGGAGGACGAGUGCUCAGAGCUGAAGAAGGACAUCGACGACCUGGAGCUGACUCUGGCCAAAGUGGAGAAGGAGAAACACGCCACCGAGAACAAGGUGAAGAACCUGACAGAGGAGAUGGCCGGGCUGGACGAGACCAUCGCCAAGCUGACCAAGGAGAAGAAAGCCCUGCAGGAAGCUCACCAGCAAGCGCUGGAUGACCUGCAAGCGGAGGAAGACAAGGUCAACAUCUUGACCAAGGCCAAAGUCAAGCUGGAACAGCAGGCGGACGAUCUUGAAGGCUCCCUGGAGCAGGAGAAGAAGAUCCGCAUGGACCUGGAACGGGCCAAGAGGAAGCUGGAAGGCGACUUGAAGCUGACCCAGGAGAACAUCAUGGACCUGGAGAAUGACAAGCAGCAGCUAGAGGAGAAGCUGAAGAAGAAGGAGUUUGAGAUCCACCAGCAGAACAGCAAGAUCGAGGAUGAGCAGGCACUGGCCCUGCAGCUCCAGAAGAAGCUGAAGGAGCUGCAGGCGCGCAUUGAGGAGCUGGAGGAGGAGCUGGAGGCAGAGCGGACGGGCCGGGCCAAGGUGGAGAAGCUGCGCUCGGAGCUGUCGCGGGAGCUGGAGGAGAUCAGCGAGCGGCUGGAGGAGGCUGGGGGGGCCACCUCGGUGCAGCUGGAGCUCAACAAGAAGCGGGAGGCAGAGUUCCAGAAGAUGCGUCGGGACCUGGAGGAGGCCACGCUGCAGCACGAGGCCACGGCGGCCGCGCUGCGCAAGAAGCACGCCGACAGCGUGGCCGAGCUGGGCGAGCAGAUCGACAACCUGCAGCGCGUCAAGCAGAAGCUGGAGAAGGAGAAGAGCGAGCUCAAGCUGGAGCUGGACGACCUCAGCGCCAAUAUGGAGCAGCUGCUCAAGGCCAAGGUGGGGAUAGAGAAGGUCUCCCGCACCAUGGAGGACCAGGCAGCCGAGCACCGGGCCAAGCUGGAGGAGACGCAACGAGUCCUCAAUGACACCAGCACCCAGCGGGCCAAGCUGCAGACCGAGAACGGAGAGCUGUCCCGCCAGCUGGAGGAGAAGGAGGCCCUCAUUUCCCAGCUGACCAGGGGCAAGCAGUCCUACACCCAGCAGCUGGAGGACCUGAAGAGGCAGCUGGAGGAGGAGAUGAAGGCCAAGAACGCGCUGGCGCACGCCCUGCAGUCGGCCCGGCACGACUGCGACCUGCUGCGGGAGCAGUAUGAGGAGGAGACGGAGGCCAAGGCCGAGCUCCAGCGCUCCCUCUCCAAGGCCAACUCCGAGGUGGCGCAGUGGAGGACCAAGUACGAGACGGACGCCAUCCAGCGCACUGAGGAGCUGGAGGAGGCCAAGAAGAAGCUGGCCCAGAGGUUGCAGGAC
Messenger RNA from Chroicocephalus ridibundus (black-headed gull), 4308 nucleotides. Its product is annotated as myosin-6-like. Gene Ontology annotation, molecular function: ATP binding; actin filament binding; microfilament motor activity. The record is from RefSeq and is a predicted model, not a curated record. NCBI's taxonomy places the organism in Eukaryota, Metazoa, Chordata, Aves, Charadriiformes, Laridae. Gene Ontology annotation, cellular component: myosin II complex; cytoplasm; myosin filament.